AUGGCUCUCGAACCACAAGUUGGCCCCGUCGCCCUCCUGCUCACUGGCCUCGUCGCCGCGCCGCUCGCCUACUUCCUCCUCCUCCUCGUCGUCGUCGCCGGCGGCAAAAAGAAGUCCGCUGGUGCUGCUGCUCCCACGUCACGCCACGACGUCCGGAGGCUGCCGCUGCCGACGUCGCCGCAGGGCUUCCCGCUGCUGGGCGCACGGCCCGGUGCUGCUGCUCCGCCUGGGCCGCGUGCCCACCGUGGUCGUGUCCUCCGCGGCCGCCGCCGAGGAGGUGAUGCGGGCGCGCGACCAGGGGCGGAGCUACAGGGUGGUCCCUGUGGGCCGUGGACCACCCUGCGCUCGGCCCAACCAAAGCCCAUAGGUAGAGUUAGGACUCGCUCAGUCGCUCAGGAUCUUCCGGUUGCCGCCAGGAAGGUGAUCACCGACUUUCAGAAGCUCAUCGGGACGGUGCCGGUCGGGGAGCUAAUGCCGUGGCUAGGCUGGGUGGACGGCAUCACCGGGUUGGAGCGAAAGAUCAGGCGGACGUUCGAGGCGCUCGACGGGCUGCUCGAGAAGGUGAUUGAUGACCACCGCCCGCGGCCUCGCGGAGGCGGUGGUGACGGCGAUGGCCGGGACUUCGUGGACGUGUUGCUGGACGUCCACAAGAACGACAAAGAGCACGGCAUCCAACUGGAGACCAACGAAAUCAAGGCCAUCAUCUUGGACAUGUUCGCGGCAGGCACGGACAUGACAACCACGGCGAUGGAAUGGGCCAUGGCGGAGCUCGUCACGCACCCGCGCGCCAUGCGCAGAGCCCAGGACGAGGUCCGCGCGGCGGCGGCCGGUUCAACCGGCGUGAACGAUGACCACGUCGGGCAGCUCGACUACCUCAAGGCCGUGGUGAAGGAGACGCUCCGGCUGCACGCGCCGGUGCCGUUGCUGGUGCCCCGGGAGCCGCCGGUGGACGCCGAGAUCCUGGGGUACCAUGUCCCGCCGCGCACGCGCGUGCUGGUCAACGCCUGGGCCAUCAGCCGGGACCCCGCGACGUGGGAGUGCGCCGAGGAGUUCGUGCCGGAGAAAUUCUUGGGCGCCGCCGCCGCCGCGUCCGUCGACUUCAGGGGGCAGCACUUCGAGCUGCUGCCGUUCGGCGCCGGCAGGAGGAUGUGCCCCGGGAUCGGGUUCGCGGAGGCAAGCGCCGAGAUGGCGCUGGCGAGCUUGCUGUAUCAUUUUGACUGGGAGGCGGCCGGCGGCGGCGGGCAGGGGAGCUGGAACCGGGAAGGGACUCCGACGCCGUCGUUGGACAUGACCGAGGUGAACGGGAUAGCCGUGCAUAUCAAGUCCGGUCUGCCGCUUCUAGCUAAGCCGUGGGUCCCUUAA
Molecule: messenger RNA, 1362 nt
Organism: Miscanthus lutarioriparius
Lineage: Eukaryota; Viridiplantae; Streptophyta; Magnoliopsida; Poales; Poaceae
Source: the annotation of a GenBank genome assembly